AUGUAUGCCAGUGUGAAAUCCUGCAGAUAUAUCCAAGUCUAUGUGUGGAAAGAAAACCCCGAGAUUGGUAGCAUGUCUAAUAAGUUGGAAAAACUUGUCAGGGAUCAAGAAGACUCGGAAAUCUCAGGAAUGUUUGGUAAAAUGGCAAGCGUUUUCAAAGGUAACUCAAGCUCGAACGAAUAUCAAACAAAGCUUGCCUUGUACCCUGCAUGCGAGCUAGUUUUGUAUAAAUCAAAGGUAGCUUUGAGGGAAAAUAAAUUAUGA
Molecule: messenger RNA, 264 nt
Organism: Mitosporidium daphniae
Lineage: Eukaryota; Fungi; Microsporidia
Exons: 3
Coding region: 1-264 (87 amino acids)
Source: RefSeq, a predicted model, not a curated record